CUACAGUUUUAUAGCUGGUUUACUUUUUCCUUAAUCUCAUUAUCCAUUGGUUCAGUCGUCAUGAUACUAAUUUUAAAGAUUCCUUGGAACAGCGGCUUCUGUGUCUUCAGCAGAACGUCUUCAACAUGCUUAUUUGCUCUCUUUACCGCCUAUAAUAUAAACACACUGAGCUACUGCUAUAUGAUAUCGAGACUGAUUCGAAACCGCGAUAUGGCCAUUUGUGCAGCGCCCAUUUUUUGGAUCGUCCUUUAUUUACCAUUUUCGAUCGGCAUCGAUUUAUUCCCCAAUUACCAUCCGUAUGUUUGUUUAUUUGGCAAUACAGCUCUGGCGCUAGCAUUACAGCAUAUAUUUCAACUUCAAUAUCAUGAAGGCGUUAGUUGGCAUAAUUUCUUUAAAACUCACUGGUCUACGCCACACCAUGCUGUAGGCACCUAUGGCAUCAUAAUAUGUGGCACGAGCAUAAUGCAGUCAUUACUGGGUAUAUGUGCACCGGUUAUUGGUCGCACGUUCUCCAAAUUGAUAAAAGAACUAAAUCCGCGUAAGAAGGAGCGCGUGCGUAUUAGUUCGGAAAAUACCCGCUAUUCGAAAACAAUUAUACUGGAGGUUCGUGCAAAUUUCAAGGCUCCAGCUGUGGAAGUAUUGGCAUUGACAGUGCAAAUUGGUGAGAAAUUUGUGCUCGAUGAAGUUUCAUUCAAUUUAUUUGAGGACGAAAUCACCAUGUUGAUGGGUCAUAACGGUAGUGGUAAAACCACUUUAAUAGAAGUUAUUGCCGGUCUUAAGCGGCCGACUUCUGGUAAAAUAGUUAUUAAAGAGACCACUGGUACUGGUGACUUUGGAAAUUCGCGCGAUUUUGUUGGUGUCUGUUUCAGCGAUUCGCUGCUCUUUCGUAAUUUGUAUGUGGCACAUCAAUUGCUCUUAUUUGGCAAGUUAAAGGGUCUAAAUUCGACUGAUGUCAAAAAAGAGAGCACGAAGUACUUAGAGGCAUUGGAGCUUGACAAAUAUCGCUACACACUCACAGAGAAUCUAACAUGUGGCCAAAGGACCAAGUUAGCGGUGUCGUGUGCGCUUAUUGGUGGCAGUAAGAUCGUGCUGCUGGACGACAUUGUGCUGAAAUUGGAUGUGCGUGACUACAAACUUAUUUGGAAGCUAUUGGAACGUGAGAAAUUCGGACGUGUUAUAUUGGUAUCGACAAAUUUAAGUCGUGAACCGGAGCUACAUGCUGAUAAUAUUAUUAUGAUUGCUCAAGGACGUUUAAAAUGUGCUGGUACUGCUCAGUUUCUAAAGUCCAUGUAUUGCUUUGGAUGUCAUUUGCUCAUAUCGAAAUCUGAGAACUGUAAGUCUGAAGACAUAACCGAACUGCUGAGCACUUUUUUGGAUGAUAUUGUGGUCGCUUGCGAUCUUAUAUUGGAAUUAUCGUAUCACAUCGAAUCCACCGAUGUGGAAAUACUCGAGUCACUACUAAAUGCGCUGGAAAAGGAGAAAGAUAGACUGGGCAUUGUCAACAUAACGAUAAUUGAAACACGCAUUGAGGAACUCUUUUGUAAGCUCGGUGCCGAGCGACCCGCCUAUGAUGAUCGCAAACGCUACUUCAGAAUCUUCAAUGGGCUAAGCAUUACCGAGGGCACUGCCGACGACACGUUGUUCAUGAAAGCGAAUAUAAAACAUAAGAUGAGUGCAUAUGAAAAGUGCUUUACUCACUGGAGUGCCAUGUUUUACAAGUUUGUCAUCAUACAAAAUUCCUAUGCACACUAUUUACCAUUGUUCCUGCUUAUGCCAUUCUUGACCGUCGUACUUUGUAUAAUCGGCAUAGUGCCCGUAAUCGAAAGGAUGCCAGAAAGAGGCUGUGACAUAAGCGAUUACAAGGAUGCCAUAACUCUGAUUAGCUAUCCACAAAAGCCAACCAUAAAAAUGACUUCUUUUGCCGAGACAUUUCACAAAUAUAUGUAUUGGCGUAAUAGCAAUGUUAAAGUCACUUAUAUCAAGAAUCAACUAAUCGGCGAAUAUAUAUUGUCGCUACAACGACAGCAGCCCUACAAUUAUCUGGAUGAAAAGUUAAUACUUGGCUUGUCCAUGACGCAACAGGUGGUGGGUUGGUACAAUGGCUAUUUGCCGGGUGUGCCAUCGCUCGUUCUAAAUCUCAUACACAACGCAUAUCUCUGGCUACUACUAAAUACGACCAAUGCCAAGAUCAAUGUAUCGCUGGAGUUGAUGCCGAUUGAAGAAGAUAUUGAUGUUAAGGAAUUAUCGAAAAUGACAUUCAACAUGGGCAGCAUAAUGGCUUUGCACCUGUCCUUUAUUAUAUGCUACAUAAUAUCCGUGCGUAUAAUUGCCUUGAUUUCGGAGCGUACAAGCGGUUUUGAGGGCCUGCAGCGUUUGGCCGGUAUGAAUGGCUUAAACUAUUGGACAAGCAUGUUUUGCUUUGACAUGGUCAAAACAUUUGUCGUUGUGGCCAGCUUCACCAUUCUAUCGUGGUUCUUAUUAAGCUCAGCUUACUUAACGACGGAUGUCUUACGUUGGGCAUUCUUUUUACUAUUAUCGACAAGCGCUGCCUUAACUUCGACCAACUAUAUACUCAGCUGUUUCUUCUUCAAAAGUAGCUACGGUGGUUUCUUGAAAAUUUCAGCAUUCCAGGCGCUUGGUGCCAUCUUCUAUGUGCUCUUCUCCAGAAGUUUCAAAACUUAUAUCAAAGCAAUAAUGUUUCUACCACGUCUAUUUCCCUUGUAUUCAUUUUGUCGUGGUUUCGAGAACUUGUAUGACUACAAUAUACAAUUGCAAUUGUGCGAGAAUGAGGACAUCAAAUUCGCCGCAGUGUCUUUCGAACAUUGUAAAAUGCAACCAAAUUGCUGUGAAAUGCCGACAAUUUCGGUGCGCGAGGACAUGCUCUACUUAUGGUUAAUUAUCGUUGCCGGCGCGAUUUUUUUACUGAUUUACGAAUACCGUGAUAUCUUUAAGCGCCCCACACCAUUUGACAAUUACGAUCGUGCAUUAGACGAAUACAAACGUCGACACGCUAGCGAUUCUUAUAUGGUAGACAACGUCACAGCCGAAGUCAUACACGUGCAGUCAUUGAGACCGCGUAUGCGUCAUUAUUAUACCGUUAUUUGCGAAAAUUUGGGCUUUUUUCGGAAAAACGAAAUUUUGGUAGAUCGUCUAUCUUUCACUAUUAAACCCGGUGAAAAGUUCGGCAUCAUCGGCACUAACUGUAACUAUACGAAUGCAUUGCUGCGUCUAAUUGCUGGGCAGGAUAAACCAAGUUUUGGACGUGUUUGCAUCAAUGCCGUACAAAUGACGGAAGAGCAUAAUAAAGCACUCGCCCAUAUCGGUUAUGUGCCCACUGUUAGUUGUGUACAUACGCAGAUGACUUGCUAUCAGGUUUUGAAAAUGUUUUGUACACUAUAUGGCUAUCCACGUCAUCAAAUCCAUGAAAUCGUUGAUGAUUUCGCCAGACAUUUCGGCUUACACUCACACUUCCAUACACGUUUGUCACAGUGUAGUUCGGGUAUAAGAGAGCGCAUUUCCUAUUCCAUAGCGAUCUUAAAGAAGCCCGCACUCUUGUGUAUCGGCAAUUUCAGUUGGAGUGUGGAUCCGCAUGGCAGACGUCAACUGUAUCGCCUGAUCGAUGGCUUGCGUAAACGUGGCACGGCCAUAGCGAUUACGUCCGUUAUGAAUUCUUUUACCGAGAUACUCUGCACUAAGAUUGCGGUCAUACAUGAGGGACGUUUUCUGCAUAUCGGCGAACCGCAAAAGAUAGCGCAUGCAAUUGCCGCAGGUUAUUCAAUUUCGAUGCGCAUGAAGAAGACGGUGCAAACAGCGCAAGGCGUCACCUCGAAGGUCUACUUUCGCUUAACCGCUUUUAUGGAAAAAACAUUUCCCAGCUCCAAAUUGAUUCAAGAGGGCACAAUAAUGAGAUACUAUAUACCCUAUCAGAGCACCACUUUGGGCACUUUAUUUAAGGUUCUGCGCGUGAAUUCAUUUCAGCUGAAUAUCGAUAGUCUUACGAUCACUAGAAUCAACAUGAAUUAUAUAUUCGAGUUGAUAGCCGAUGAUGCGCGUAAAUCCAAGAUCAGCUGCUUGAAAAUGUCAUCGGACGGCUCAGCGCUGAGCUCCGGACGCUCCGAGGAGGAAUUGGAGCCGACCAACUACAACUGGUUACGCUUCAAAUGGAUGUUUUGGAAGGACUGCUUUAUGCACUGGAAUACGCGUUGGGAGUUUCUUGUCGCGCUGCUAAUGCCGAGCCUUUGUGCGCUCAUCGUGAUCAUAUUGCGGUUUAAUAUUUCGGCUGAGCACAUAACAGCCAUGCCGUUUAGAAUCGAGGACAUUGAUGCAAAUUGGAAACGGCUGUUGGACAUCAUUGUGGGACGUCAGAGUGCAAUUGAAAAAUAUUUGGGCGCUCCUUCGUACAAUGUGUACGCACCACAGCUGGUGAUCGCCUAUGCGCCAGAUUUUGAGGCAAUCGUUAAUAUUAUGGCAUUGACGGACAGACUACAAUUAAGAAGUGAUCAAUAUAUUAGUUUCAAGACAUGUGAAGAACUGCGCGCGAAAAUGGCAACUGAGUACUAUCUGGCCGGCAUUUGUUUUCACGAAAGCGUCUUUAAUAUUGAAUCGGAAUCCAUAUAUAAAAUUGGCAUAUAUCCGAAUCGUUUGGAGUAUAAAAUUAUUUUUCCCAGCGAAUUGCGUUUAUAUAAGGAAUAUAUAGGCGAAACAUGGGACACCAGAUAUUUAUUUCCGAAUGUUGAGAAGCACGAGCGUCACAUGGGUUUCGUGCCGUAUUUGGGUGAAGGCUUCAUUUUGAUACAGAAAACAAUUUCCGAAGCUUAUAUUUAUUUGACAUGCAACAAAUCGCUGAGCGAUGAAUUAUUUCUGCGCCGUUUUCCAAUAGCCGAACACUAUUACGAUCCACUUUCCGAAGCGUUGGAGCUACGCUUAUCGCUGGUAUUAGCUGUGGCAUAUAUUUGUACGCUCCUGUAUUUGCUAAGGAUCCUAAUCAAUGAGCGUGAAGCCCAAUUGCAUUCGCUUUUGGCGAUUUUCGAUGUGACCUACUUCAUACAAUUCUAUAGCUGGUUUGUCUUCUCGCUGAUUUCUAUAUCCAUUAGCACCACUUUGCUGCUAAUAAUUUUAAAGAUUCCUUGGAACAGUGGUUUCGGUGUCUUCAGUAAAUCUUCGUACACUUGCUUAUUUGCACUCUUUACCGCGUUUAAUAUAAAUACGCUCAGCUACUGCUAUAUGAUAUUUAAACUAUUUCGUAAUUCUCAUAUGGCAAUUUGCGCUGCACCCAUUAUCUGGAUUAUGUUGUAUGCACCAUUUGCCAUUGGCAAUCACACGUCACCGUUGAGCGAUGUUUUACAUCCAUACAUAUCUUUACUUGGCAAUACGGCAUUUGCAUUGGCAUUGCAAAAUCUAUUUCGACUACAAACUCACGAUGGUUUGAAUUGGUCGAAUUUCUUUAGAGAGGAUGGUCAUUCGGUUUACUACAGCAUUGGCUCUUACUCUUUGAUAAUGUGUGGUACGAGCAUAAUUCAAGCUUUGAUUGGCAUAUUCGCACCGAUUAUUGGACGAACUUUGAGCAAACUGGCGAAAGUAUUUAAACGCAAGCCGCAACGCAUACGUGUCAGCACAGAUAGUAAUCGAUUUUCGAAAACCAUCAUAUUUGAAGUUAGAGCAAAUUAUAAAGCACCCGCCGUGGAUGUGAUGGCACUCACAGUGCAAGUCGGCGAUACAAUUAUUAUUGAGGAUCUUUCAUUCAGUUUGUAUGAGGAUGAAAUCACUAUGCUGAUGGGUCAUAAUGGUAGUGGCAAAACCACAUUAUUAGAAGUUAUCGCCGGUUUUAAGCGACCGACAUCGGGCAAAAUCGAUUUCAAGGGCGAUACUCUAAAUAAAGAAUACGGCAGUCCACGCGAUUUUAUCGGUAUCUGUUUCAACGAUUCGCUGCUCUUCUGCAAUCUGUAUGUGAAACAUCAGCUGAUGCUAUUUGGCCGUUUGAAGGGUCUAAAUCCAACUGAUCUAACCAAAGAGGUGCAUAAGUAUUUGGCCGCUUUAGAGCUUGAUGGCGAACAGUAUACGCUUACUGAGAAUCUGACAUGUGGUCAGAGAACCAAAUUGGCUGUUUCUUGUGCGCUUAUCGGUGGCAGUAAGAUUGUGCUACUGGACGAUGUUGUGCUGAAAUUGGAUGUGUGUGACUAUAAACUUAUUUGGAAACUAUUGGAACGUGAGAAAUUUGGACGUGUAAUAUUGGUAUCGACAAAUUUAAGUCGUGAACCGGAGUUACAUGCAGAUAACAUUAUUAUGUUGGCUCAAGGACGUUUGAGUAGCUCCGGAACUGCGCAGUUUCUUAAAUCCAUGUAUUGCUUUGGUUGUCAUUUGCUUAUAUCCAAAUCUGAAGAAUGUAAGUCGGAGGAGGUUACCCAGCUGCUAAGUCAAUUCAUACCGGACAUUGUGGCCGCUUGUGACCUUGUGCUGGAAUUAUCCUAUCACAUUGAAUCGUCUAACGUUGAAGUGCUCGAAACUGUGAUCAGGGCGUUGGAAAACGCCAAGGAGGAACUAGGCAUCAUCAAUAUAACAAUAAUCGAGACACCAGUUGAGGAACUCUUUUGUAAGCUGGGUGCUGAGCGACCCGCAUACGAUGACCGUAAACGUUACUAUAGAAUUUUCAAUGGUCAGAGCAUUGUUACCGAUGACCACAAUGAAGAAGCACUUUUCAUGAAAACAAAUAUACAUCGCAAUGUCAGUUUCUAUCAAAAGUUAUAUAAUCAAUGGAUUGCAAUGUUUUACAAACUAUUCAUAAUUAAUAGUACAUACUAUAUUCUGAUUGCUACAGUGCUACCGAUAUUUUGCUUAUUUUUCUGCGCAACCCUUAUGAUACCUUAUAUGACAAUAGUACCGGUUUUGGAUAAUGGCAUUACUGAUUACAAAGAGGGAAUUACACUGCUCCAUAUUGGCGCGGAGCCCGACAGUGCCGUGCAAUCCUUUGUCGAAACCUAUAAUCGCUAUAUGUAUUGGCGGAAUAGUAAUAUAAAGAUAAGAAACAUUAAACAUCAAUACAUUAAUGAUUACAUAAUGAAUCUCGAACGCGAGGGGGGUCAAAGUCAUUUAAACGUAAACAUGAUACUUGGCUUGUCCGUACGUAAUCAUGUGAUUGGCUGGUUCAAUGGUUAUUUGACAAAUGUCGCACCGAUUCUUUUAGACAUUCUGCACAACGUGUACCUUUGGGACCUGCUGAACACGACUAAUGCUAAGCUAAACGUUUCCUUGGAUUUAUUGCCACCAGAGAGUAAUGUCAACAUGAGAGAGAUAUCUCCAAUGCGUUUCAAUAUGGGCAGCAGAAUAGCGUUCCACAUGGCGUUGAUCAUGUGUUACUUGUAUUCCGUACGUUCCAUCAAUUUGGUCUCGGAACGCAUAAGCGAAUUUGAAAGCUUACAGCGUUUGUCUGGUUUGGGUGGAAUUAAUUAUUGGAUAUCCAUAUUUAUUUUUGAUAUAAUCAAAAUUUGCAUUGCUUUGACAAUUAUCACGUUCUUGGGUUGGUUGGUGUUGCCGUCAAAAUAUAUAACACCGCUACUUUUCCGCUGGAUCUUGGGUUUACUGCUGCUGGCGAGCACUGCUGUGGCUAUGACAAACUAUGUGCUGAGUGCGCUAUUUUUUAAAAACAGUUUCGGCGCAUACUUGAAAAUCACCUCAAUACAUGUUAUCGGCAUCGUGUUUUUUAUAGUGUUUUCCAGAGACUUAAGACCCCAUGCCGAUAAUUUACUAUUCAUACCACGAAUAUUUCCAUUAUAUUCAUUUUGCCGAGCUAUUGAGAACCUCUACGACUUUAAUGUACGAAGUCGCGUUUGCAAUGUGGAAAAUAUAAAUAUUGCUUCGGUGGUUUUGGGCCGUUGUCAAAGGAUUCCCAACUGUUGUGAAACACCUAAAAUUUCGGUAGACGAAGAUAUGUUUUACUUAUGGAUGAUUAUAGCUAUCUCCUGGUACAUAUUAUGUAUAUACGAGUACAGGUAUUUCUUCACGGCCAACAUACCGUUUGACAACUACGAGCGUGCAUUAGAAGAAUAUAAGCGACGGCAUGCUAGUGACGCUAACGAGCCGGACAAUGUCACAGCCGAAGCCAUACACGUGCAGACACUGCGUCCCCGUUUACGCUAUUACUAUUCCGUAAUUUGUGAGAACUUGGGUUAUAUUUGGAAGGGCAAACUUUUGGUGGAUCGACUCUCUUUCACAAUUAAACCCGGUGAAAAGUUCGGCAUCAUCGGCACUAACUGUAAUUACACUAAUGCUUUGCUAAGACUUAUCGCGGGACAGUAUCAUCCAAGUUUUGGACGCGUCUGCAUUAAUAGUGUACAAAUCACGGAAGAGCGUAAUAAAGCACUCGCCAAUAUCGGUUAUGUGCCCACGGUGGGUUUCGUACAGCCGCAAAUGACUUGCUAUCAGGUUUUGAAGACAUUUUGCAUACUAUAUGGCUACCCACGUCAUCAAAUCAACGAUAUCAUUGAGGAUUUCUCCAAACAUUUUGGCUUACACUCACAUUUUCACAUGCGUUUGUCACAGUGUAGUUCGGGUAUAAGAGAACGCAUUUCUUAUUCCAUAGCGAUCUUAAAGAAGCCCGCACUCUUGUGUAUCGGCAACUUCAGUUGGAGUGUGGAUCCGCAUGGCAGACGUCAACUGUAUCGCCUGAUCGAUGGCUUGCGUAAACGUGGCACAGCCAUAGCGAUUACAUCCGUUAUGAACACUUAUACCGAGAUACUGUGCACAAAAAUUGCGGUCAUGCACGAAGGUCAGUUGUUGCAUAUCGGUCGACCGGAGCAAGUAGCCGAAGCGGUUGUAGCCGGUUACUCGGUUUCGAUGCGCAUGAAGAAGCAGGUGCAUACGCCGCACGGCGUUACACUGAAGGUGUACUUCCGCUUAACUGCUUUUAUGGACAAAACAUUUCCGAAUUCUAGAUUGGUGCAAGAGGGUACUAUUAUGCAGUUCGUCAUUCCAUAUCACAGCACGACGUUGGCUGUUAUAUUUAAGACAUUGCGCUUGAAUUCAUUUCAGCUGAAUAUUGAGAGUUUGUCGAUCACUUCGCUUAAUAUGAAUUACAUAUUCGAACAGAUAGCUGAGGAAGCUACGAAAUCGAGGUCCACUUAAAUAGUUCUCUUGAAGUUGUGUUACAAUCAUAAAUGUGCUUAUAAUUCGGUUUCUAAUAUUUUAUUAUUAGAUGUUUUUUUCGUUUAGCGUGUUUUGGUUUUCUAUAAACUUUG
Molecule: messenger RNA, 9230 nt
Organism: Bactrocera dorsalis (oriental fruit fly)
Lineage: Eukaryota; Metazoa; Arthropoda; Insecta; Diptera; Tephritidae
Product: ATP-binding cassette sub-family A member 17-like
Exons: 20
Coding region: 61-9117 (3018 amino acids)
Biological process (GO): lipid transport; transmembrane transport
Cellular component (GO): intracellular membrane-bounded organelle; membrane
Molecular function (GO): lipid carrier activity; ATP hydrolysis activity; ABC-type transporter activity
Source: RefSeq, a predicted model, not a curated record